AUGGAAGGCCCUCAGCCAGCCACAGAAAGGCCAUUGGGACCCACGGUCCUGACCUUCCACACCCCUCGAACUGAGAAGAUUAAAGGAGAUCGCUCCUACCAGAGGCCGGUUCUACCUACCCAAAAACACUGGAUUGCUUCAUUGUCCCCAUGGCAACAGCAGCAUCUCCUGAAGCAGACCCACCUCUAUAUCCGAUCGUUCUGUACUGGGUUGUGUGGGUUCACUUUGGUCCUGCUCCUUUGCAUCUCCCCGAUGCCCUGGGUGCAGUUCCUCUUGGCAAAGAAUGGCCUUGAGCUCCAUGCGGGACUCUGGACCUUGUGUGAACACCAUCUCUGCUGGAGCCACAUACCCAGUCCACCCUAUUACCUCCAGAUUUCCAGAUUCUUCUUUCUCCUCUCUGCCUUUACUGCCUUCAUUAUCCUUGCCUGGGUCAUCAACUCCUGCCGGCACAGGAAAGAGCCCAGUACUCACUUGGAUCGGGGAGUAGCCAUCCUCUCUUUGACUUCAGGAGUCAGCCUGUUCAUCUGCCUUGUGCUUUUUCUGAUGCAAGUCAAAAAGCAUACUCGCUACAACAUGGGGUCCUCCUACCUGUGGAUCUUCCACUUCAACUGGUGGGGUGGCUUCUUCUACGUAGUGGCUGGGCUUAUCUCCUUCUUCAACUACAAAACCUUUAGGAUUUUGCCCCGUGAUCUGGAUUUCACUGAAAUUCUCCUAACAAGGAGAAGAUUAGGGAUUAAUCCAAAGAUGUGGUUAUCACCCGCGACAGAAGAAGAAGAGGCAGAAUCAGGGAUGGCUGUGGAUCCAGUAGUGGAAAUAGAGGCCACAGUAGCCUCUUUGGGGAAGAAGGUUGGCCACAAGGUCAACAACAAUAAGUAG
Trichosurus vulpecula (common brushtail) is the source of this 876-nucleotide messenger RNA. Its product is annotated as transmembrane protein 202-like. Gene Ontology annotation, cellular component: plasma membrane. NCBI's taxonomy places the organism in Eukaryota, Metazoa, Chordata, Mammalia, Diprotodontia, Phalangeridae. The transcript is spliced from 5 exons. The record is from RefSeq and is a predicted model, not a curated record. Bases 1 to 876 code for a protein of 291 amino acids.